Molecule: messenger RNA, 870 nt
Organism: Rubroshorea leprosula
Lineage: Eukaryota; Viridiplantae; Streptophyta; Magnoliopsida; Malvales; Dipterocarpaceae
Source: the annotation of a GenBank genome assembly
AGAGAUGUGCACCUUAGAGAAGCGAGGAAACAUCUACGUGUUGACUUUAACAGGGGAAGACGAGCAUCGUCUAAACCCAACACUGAUUGGCGCGAUCCGGUCGGCUCUAAGCAGAAUCCGAUCAGAUCCAACGUCUCACUCCUCAUCUGCUCUCGUCACCACUUCCCAAGGCAAAUUCUUCUCCAAUGGGUACGAUCUCGCUUGGGCUCGCUCAUCGCCUCCCCGUAUCAGACAGAUGUCCUCCGAACUCCGGGCUCUAGUGUCUGACCUCCUAUCUCUCCCCAUGCCUACCAUUGCCGCCGUUUGCGGCCACGCUUCAGCCGCCGGACUCAUCCUCGCCCUGAGUCAUGACUACGUUCUCAUGCGCAAAGAUCGUGGUUUCCUCUACAUGAGCGAGAUGAAUAUUGGCCUCAAGAUCCCCGCUUGGUUCAUGGCUGUGAUAAAUUCCAAAAUCGGUGAUCCAAGAGUUCGACGCGAGAUGGUGCUCAAAGCCUCCAAAAUCACAGCCAAACAAGGAGUCGAAAAGGGGAUAUUAGAUGCCGCCUGCGAGAGUGCCGAGGAGACGGUGAAACAGGCGACGGAAUUGGCGUCGGAGCUGGCCGGAAAGGGGUGGAACGGAAAAGUCUACAUCGACAACAGACUAGUGCUUGUGAAGGAGCUUUUUGAUACUAUUGGAUCCGACGAGACCACCGACGAUGUUAACGGCGUUCUAUCAAAAAUCUGAAUACCAUUUCGUUGUAAUUUUAUUUUAUGAGUUGCAUGUUUUUCUUUCUUUUUUUAAAAAAAAAUUUUAAUUUUCCAGAUUGUAAUUUUAAUUUUUAAGAAGCUUUGGAUUGGCGAAUGGAGAUCUAAUAAAAUUUGGAUUGGCUU